Molecule: messenger RNA, 1646 nt
Organism: Salvia miltiorrhiza (redroot sage)
Lineage: Eukaryota; Viridiplantae; Streptophyta; Magnoliopsida; Lamiales; Lamiaceae
Product: MDIS1-interacting receptor like kinase 2-like
Exons: 1
Coding region: 139-1569 (476 amino acids)
Molecular function (GO): protein binding
Source: RefSeq, a predicted model, not a curated record
GGCCAUGUGUUCGUUUUUAGUAUUAAAGGCGCCAAUCCACCACAUUAUGUAAGAAUUUAUUCCAUCACAUCACAUUCCCACUCUACAUAUAGUAAGUAUCCAAAACCACCAUUCAUUCAAUUCACAUAUACCCCCACCAUGCGCUUCUCCGUAGUACUCACCGCUUCCCUCCUUGUACUCUCCCUCCUCCGCCUCUCGGCCGCCGCAUGCCACCGCGACGACGAAUCCGGGCUCCUCGGGUUCAAGUCGGGCAUAACCGCGGACCCGUCCGGCAUGCUCACCUCGUGGAAAAAGGGCACCGACUGCUGCAAGUGGUUCGGCAUCACCUGUGAAACGCAAACGGGUAACCGGGUCAGGUCUCUAACUCUGGUGGGCCGACCCGGCAACCUCACCACCAGUUUAUCCGGCACAGUCUCCCCUUCUCUCUCCAAACUCCAAUUCUUGGACAGCAUCUAUCUCCAAGAUCUCAACAACCUCUCCGGCCCCUUUCCAAAUCUCAUAUUCAGCCUCCCAAAAAUCGACAUCAUCUACAUCGAAAACAAUAAAUUUUCCGGCCCGAUUCCGCCCCGAGUCGGCGAACUCACCCAACUCAUCGCAUUCAGCCUCGAAGGAAACCGUUUCUCCGGCCCGAUUCCGAGUUCCAUUGCCAAUCUAGGUCAGUUAAUUCAGCUGAAACUCGGCGGCAACCUCCUCACCGGCGCCAUCCCCACCGCCCUCCAGAGGCUAAGCAACCUCACGCUCCUCGACUUGGCCCGGAACCACCUCUCCGGCCCGAUUCCAGAUAUAUUUCCGGGCCUGACUAAUCUCAUAAGCCUAAGCUUCUCUCACAAUAAUUUGACCGGGAAAAUUCCCGCGAGCAUUUCAAUUUUAGCGCCAAAGCUUAGGUUCCUUGAGCUGGGCCACAAUUCCCUAACCGGAGCAAUCCCGGGCUUUUUUGGGAAUUUUCGGGCUCUGGACACGUUGGAUCUUUCUUGGAACAAAUUAUCCGGGCCCGUCCCCAAAUCUUUCGCGAAUCUCACCAAAAUUUUCAAUCUCGAUCUCUCCCAUAAUAAUUUAGUCGAUCCAUUCCCAGUAAUGAACGUGAAAGGUAUCGAAUCCUUAGAUUUAUCCCACAACAGCUUCAACUUGGGGUCGAUUCCGAAAUGGGUGGCUUCAUCUCCGAUUAUUUACUCUCUGAAGCUGGCGAAAUGCGGGCUGAAGAUGAAGCUGGAAGAUUUCCGGCCCGUGGAGACUUACUUCUACGACUACAUCGAUCUAUCCGACAACGAGAUCACGGGGAGCCCGGUGCAGCUGCUGAAUCGGACGGAUUAUUUAGUGGGAUUCUAUGCUUCCGGUAAUAAGCUGAAGUUCGAUUUGGGGAGUUUGAGGUUCGUGGAGAGGUUGAGGUUUCUGGACUUGUCGAGGAAUAUGGUUUUCGGGAAGGUGCCUAAGGCUGUUUCGGGGCUGUCGGAAUUGAAUGUGAGCCAUAAUCACUUGUGCGGCGCUCUGCCGCCGAACAAGUUUCCGGCCACUUCCUUCGCCGGGAAUGACUGCCUCUGCGGCUCUCCGUUGCCGCCGUGCAAACCUUGAAAAUGUGUAGUGACACGAUAUAUAUUUUUUGGUUUCAAUAAAAGGAUAAUGCUGCAGACUGCAGUGCCCUUCCCCUA